CGGAGAGGACCAGGCUCCGGGGUCACAAUGAAUAAUCCUAUACCUUCCAAUUUGAAAUCGGAAGCAAAAAAGGCUGCUAAAAUUCUAAGAGAAUUCACGGAAAUAACUUCCAGAAAUGGACCUGAUAAGAUCAUUCCUGCCCAUGUAAUUGCUAAAGCCAAGGGCCUUGCGAUUUUGUCUGUGAUAAAAGCUGGAUUUCUGGUAACUGCUAGAGGAGGCAGUGGGGUCGUGUUGGCACGUCUUCCAGACGGAAAAUGGUCUGCACCCUCAGCCAUUGGGAUAGCUGGGCUUGGUGGAGGAUUUGAAAUAGGAAUUGAGGUAUCAGAUUUGGUAAUAAUUUUGAAUUAUGACAGAGCAGUAGAAGCUUUUGCAAAAGGUGGUAACCUGACACUUGGAGGGAACUUUACUGUGGCAGUUGGGCCUCUGGGAAGGAAUUUAGAAGGAAAUGUUGCCCUGAGAAGCCCCACUGCUGUCUUUACAUACUGCAAAUCCAGAGGACUCUUUGCUGGCAUAUCGUUAGAAGGCAGCUGUUUGAUUGAAAGGAAAGAAACUAAUCGAAAAUUUUAUUGUCAAGACAUCCGAGCUUAUGACAUUUUAUUUGGAGAAAUAACACGACCUGCUCAAGCAGAAGAACUUUAUGAAAUUCUUGAUUCCUUUACUGAAAAGUAUGAAAAUGAAGGUCAACGAAUCAAUGCAAGAAAAGCAGCAAGGGAACAGAGGAAGCCUACUGCUAAAGAAUUACCUCCGAAACCAUCGUCAAGACCACAGCAGUCAUCUGCCCAAGUCUUGCUGAACUCUGGCUCCCAAAAUAACAGAAGCAAAUAUAAGCUCUACCCUGAACUUUCCAGCUAUCAGGAGAGAGUUGGCAAGUUGAACCUGCCCAUAGAAGUGACUGCAUUAUAUUCUUUUGAAGGUCAGCAGCCAGGGGAUUUGAAUUUUCACGCUGGAGACAGAAUCACAGUUAUAUCACAAACAGAUUCACAUUUCGAUUGGUGGGAAGGGAAACUUCGAGGUCAAACUGGCAUUUUUCCAGCCAACUAUGUUACCUUGAAUUAA
Messenger RNA from Odobenus rosmarus divergens (Pacific walrus), 1056 nucleotides. RefSeq names its product SH3 domain containing, Ysc84-like 1 (S. cerevisiae) (gene SH3YL1). Gene Ontology annotation, molecular function: phosphatidylinositol binding; protein binding. The coding region runs from base 28 to 1056 and encodes 342 amino acids. The transcript is spliced from 10 exons. Gene Ontology annotation, cellular component: ruffle membrane. The record is from RefSeq and is a predicted model, not a curated record. Lineage: Eukaryota; Metazoa; Chordata; Mammalia; Carnivora; Odobenidae.